UGCGGUGGGGUGUGGUAAUGAAUCUCUUAAUUAGAAUCUUUUAGUAAUUUCUUUGCCCUAUAUAUAUAUAUAAAUAUCAAAUAAUUCAUCCCAAAUACUCGAAAUUCUUUCUAUUUUAUUUUGAUUUUCUUUUUGCUUCAGUUCAUCAAGAAAUGUUUGUUUUCUCUCCAUCCGAUUCAAGUUCAACCGUUUCUCCCUUCGGAUUAUUCCAUGUUUCGUUCGAUAAAUUCAAUGUUUUUCUUAAUUGAUUACUAUUCAAAAGAUAAUUGUUACUGUAAUAAAAUUAUUAAAAAGGAAAAGAAGAAAAUAUGCAGACAUCAAUCGGAUUAGGGUUCAUGGCGGUCUUCGCCGUCUCCGGCAGCGUCGUUCUUCUCGCCAAUCAAGUCAACAAACGCCUGCUCUCCGACUUCAUGAAGAAGAUUGAAUUCGAAAUCUCCGGAUCUGAGAAGUUCAACAGCAAGAAAAAGGUUCGAUUCGCAGAAGACGUAAUGGAGCCAUCGUCCAACAACAAAGAGUAUCGGAAGAGAAGCGUCAAAUGUCACCAAAUGAUGAUGAAUCAUCAUCUUGACGAUUCAAUGCCUUUGAAUAGGCUCAUUUUGUAUAAAGGAAUUCUUCAAUACAGAGCCCUUCAGGCCCAGAAGUACUCCAUCAUGUAAUCUUGAAAAAAUUUUCAGUUUUUUUUUUUUUUUGUUAUUUUUAUUUUUUUGUAAAUAGAGCUAUUUGUUAAAAAUAAA
This is a messenger RNA of Mangifera indica (mango), 734 nucleotides long. RefSeq lists its product as uncharacterized. Lineage: Eukaryota; Viridiplantae; Streptophyta; Magnoliopsida; Sapindales; Anacardiaceae. The record is from RefSeq and is a predicted model, not a curated record. The transcript is spliced from 2 exons. Bases 309 to 656 code for a protein of 115 amino acids.